AUGCUUGCCGAGAAGAACACCACCAUGGCCAAUCCAACCCUCAAAGGACACAAGCUCCUCAUCCUCAACCCUUUUCCCACUCCCGCGUCGUCAUUUGACCCCCUCAAGGAAGCCUUCCCAGACCUCGCGAUCCAGCAUGUCGCGGUCGACUUCCAAGAGAAAGAUGCGCACGCCAAGGUCUCGGACGAGGAAUGGAGCAAUGUGACCAUCCUCAUGACGGGCAGCGCGCUGCCCAAAAUCGACAAGGCGCCCAAGCUGCAAGUCGUGCAGCUGCAGAGCGCGGGGUCGAACCAUGUCCACGAGAACCCCCUGUACAAGGAGACAAAUGUCACAUUCUGCACCGCGAAUGGCGUCCAUGGGCCCCAGAUUGCCGAGUGGGUGAUUGCGACGUUCCUGGCGCACCAGCAUCACAUUCCUGGCUAUCUUGACACGCAACGACAAGCCAAGUGGGUGCGACAACCGCAGAUGCCUGAUGAUGCUGUGGGCAGACGCAUAGGCAUCCUGGGCUACGGAGCGAUUGGUCGACAGACCGCGCGACUCGCUCAGGCCAUGGGCAUGGACGUCCACGCCUACACGCUUCACCCAAAGGAUACACCCAAGGCGCGUCGCGACGCCACGUACGUGCCAGAGGGCCUGGGUGAUCCUGAGGGCCUGCUGCCUAGAAAGUGGUUCUCCGGCACCACCAAGGCAGACCUGCACGGCUUUCUAGGCUCAGAUCUUGAUCUUCUCGUCAUCGCGGUCCCGCUGACGCCCGUCACGAAGCACCUCAUCGGAAAGGAAGAGUUUGCCAUCCUGGGCAAAAAGAGGACCUUUGUGUCCAACAUUGCACGAGGACCCGUCGUGAAGACGGACGACUUGGUUGAGGCGCUCAACAGCGAGACCAUCCGUGGUGCGGCGCUAGACGUGACAGACCCAGAACCUCUGACCGACGGGCAUCCCUUGUGGAGUGCCAAGAACGUGAUCAUCACGCCGCACAUCAGCGGCAUGUCGUCCAAGCUGGCAGAGCGGGUCUUGGGCGUGCUGCAACAGAACCUGACGAACCUCAGCCAGGGGGCCGACCUGGUCAACAGGGUGAACCGGAAGGAGGGUUACUGA
This is a messenger RNA of Emericellopsis cladophorae, 1095 nucleotides long. RefSeq names its product D-isomer specific 2-hydroxyacid dehydrogenase. Lineage: Eukaryota; Fungi; Ascomycota; Sordariomycetes; Hypocreales; Bionectriaceae. Bases 1 to 1095 code for a protein of 364 amino acids. The transcript has 5 exons. The record is from RefSeq and is a predicted model, not a curated record. Gene Ontology annotation, molecular function: NAD binding.